Messenger RNA from Solanum verrucosum, 2156 nucleotides. RefSeq names its product probable pectinesterase/pectinesterase inhibitor 61. Bases 131 to 1888 code for a protein of 585 amino acids. Gene Ontology annotation, biological process: cell wall modification. Gene Ontology annotation, molecular function: pectinesterase activity; pectinesterase inhibitor activity. The transcript has 3 exons. NCBI's taxonomy places the organism in Eukaryota, Viridiplantae, Streptophyta, Magnoliopsida, Solanales, Solanaceae. The record is from RefSeq and is a predicted model, not a curated record.
ACCACUAAAUUCUUCUUCUUAAUUAGCAAUACUCACCGCCCAAUAUAUACUCACAAAAUUCCACCACUCUUCCUCACACUCUUUCACUCACUAACUUUCAUUUUGUUCACAUAUUUUGUAAUUCAUAAAAAUGGGCUAUGGCCGAUUAGGUAAACCGGAUCCCGGAGAAACCUCCGGCAGGGUGAUAAUUCCCAAUCCUAAUCCCCGGAGCUCUAAGAUUAAAAUCAUGUUAAUUUCUGCCACUGUACUUUUAAUUGCUUCCGCAAUUUCCGUUGCAGUUUUGAUCGGAGUUCGGCAUAAGGCCGGAAAUAGAAUUGAUAAACCAAGUCAAGCAAUGGCGCGUACCUGUAGUCGUACUCUGUAUCCAUCUCUCUGUCUCAAUUCGCUGAUUAAUUAUCCUGGAGCUAACUCUGCUUCUGACAGUGACCUCGUUCACAUUUCCGUCAAUUUAACUCUGCAGCGAUUUGGUAAAGGACUUUACAAAGCUUCCGAUAUCAACAACCUCCAAAUGAACACUCAAAUUAGAUCGGCAUACGACGAUUGCCUUGAAUUGUUGGAAGAAUCAGUCGAUCUUCUCUCACACUCGUUAAACUCUGUUUUCUCCGGCGACGGAGAUUCGCCGACGGGAUCUACACAUGACGUGAUGACGUGGCUCAGCGCAGCUCUCACGAAUCACGACACGUGUACAGACGGAUUCGCCAACGUCACCGGGAAUGUGAAGGAUCAUAUAUCGGAGAACCUCAAGGACUUAUCUGAAUUGGUGAGUAAUGCUCUCGCUAUUUACGCCGCCGCGAAUGGCGACGAUGAUUUCUCCGUGAUUCCGAUACAGAAUCGCCGGCGUAGAUUGAUGGAAUUUGAAACACAUCAUGAUGAAUUUCCAAAAUGGAUGUCUCGGAGGGAUAGAAAAUUGAUGAAUAAAUCAGUGUCGGCAAUUCAAGCAGACAUAAUUGUGGCUAAGGACGGUAGCGGAACGGUGAAGACGAUAGCUGAGGCGAUAAAAAAGGUGCCGGAAAAGAGUAAUCACCGGACCAUAAUUUACGUGAAGGCGGGAAGGUAUGAAGAAAAUAAUUUGAAAGUAGGGAGGAAGAAAAUGAACGUGAUGUUCAUAGGGGACGGGAAGGGGAAGACGGUGAUUACGGGAGGAAAAAGUGUAUCUCAGCACAUAACAACAUUCCAUACUGCCUCCUUUGCUGCAACUGGAGCUGGUUUUAUUGCAAGGGAUAUGACAUUUGAGAACUAUGCUGGACCAAACAAUCAUCAAGCAGUAGCCCUCCGUAUCGGAGGUGAUCACGCCGUGGUCUUCCGCUGCAAUGUUAUUGGAUACCAAGACACCCUCUACGUGCAUUCACAGCGUCAAUUCUAUCGCGAGUGUGAUAUCUAUGGGACAGUAGAUUUCAUUUUUGGAAAUGCAGCAGUGGUCCUCCAAAACUGUAACAUCUAUGCUCGAAAGCCGAUGGCUAAUCAAAAGAACACCAUCACAGCCCAAAACAGGAAAGACCCUAACCAAAACACUGGCAUUUCAAUCCAUGCUUGCCAAAUCAUGGCAACACCUGAUCUCGCGGCAUCCAAAGGAAGCUUCUCUACAUAUCUAGGCCGACCAUGGAAGAUGUAUUCGCGAACAGUUUACAUGUUAUCUAACAUGGGUGAUCAUAUACACCCACAUGGUUGGCUUGAGUGGAAUGGUGAUUUCGCGCUUAACACAUUAUAUUAUGGUGAAUACAUGAACUUUGGGCCAGGAGCAGCAGUAGGGCAACGCGUUACUUGGCCAGGGUAUCGGGUGAUUAAGUCUGUCGAAGAGGCCAGCAAGUUCACUGUAUCAAAGUUUAUUUAUGGAUCAUCUUGGUUGCCUUCAACUGGGGUGUCUUUCUUGGCAGGGCUAAGUACUUAAAAGGAAGGUAUAAAUAUCAGAUUUAUGGUUUUUGCAGUUGGUAUAUAAAUAAGUAUGUACCAUUAUUAUUUAAUUCCAAAGUGCAAUAAUUUAUAAGCCGUUAAGUUGCAAUUUUGCUUUAUUGGUGAACUGACUAAAGAGCAAGUCUGCAACAUUCUAGAGAUACCUCUUCAUUAAAUGAUAAAUGUUGUAAUUUCCUUUUUGUUGUAAUUAGAACAUACUAGCAAAAAACUAUUGGUUCAAUUGAAAAAGUGUCAGUUUUACAUUA